Anguilla anguilla (European eel) is the source of this 3022-nucleotide messenger RNA. Its product is annotated as dehydrogenase/reductase SDR family member 13-like. The record is from RefSeq and is a predicted model, not a curated record. NCBI's taxonomy places the organism in Eukaryota, Metazoa, Chordata, Actinopteri, Anguilliformes, Anguillidae. The transcript is spliced from 5 exons. Bases 503 to 1459 code for a protein of 318 amino acids.
AAAACACGCUGUUGUACAAUUUAAAUGAAAAUUUUUGUCGGCUAUUGCAACAUAGCCACACUUUUAGCCAGGGCCAAAAAAUAGCAAAAGCAAAAUAGCCUUUUCAUACACCGCAAUCAAGUCUGAAAACUUUUACUCUCUACAUAGCCCACUUAAGUGAUUUUAAUAAGUAGCCUAUAGGCUGUAUAUCCAAAAAUCGAUCGGCGCGAAUCACGCGGGCCAUUACCAAUCCUCAAUCCUGAUUUGUUGUGCGAACUAAGUGGUUCACCAAAUGUUUUGUUCUGCAGCACGAAUUAACUAUUUGGGACCGGUUCGGCAGGUAUACCAAAAUAGAAGAUUCCUCCUCAGCCAGAAAGGAGAGACGCAUCUAAAGUCUUAAACCGGUAAAACUAGCGGAAGGAAGAAAAGGGGUUGCCUUAUUUGAAGGUGCAGUCACUUCCAUUUUUCACAGGGGAACAGAGACUUCGCAGCACCUGGGAAUACAUUUAUCCCAGUCGAGACCAUGUUAGCAUUAACCUGUGCAAUUGUGAUUCUGGUUGGAGUUUACAUUAUUCUAGUGGAAACUCUUUUCAAGAAGUCCACGUGUAAAAGCACUACGGCGAUGGCCGGGAAGACUGUGAUUAUCACCGGGGGUAAUACAGGCAUUGGGAAGGCCACAGCCGUGGACCUGGCCAGGAGGGGGGCGAGAGUCAUCCUGGCCUGCCGAAAUCAGCAGAGAGCAGAGGCUGCUGUCAGUGACAUUAAGAGGGAGAGUAGAAAUGCAGAAGUGGUGUACAUGCAGCUGGACCUGGGGAGCCUGAAGUCGGUGCGCUCCUUCACUGAGACCUUCCUAAAGACAGAACCAAGACUGGACCUUCUCAUCAACAAUGCAGGCUUGGUGGGAGAUGGGCGCACUGAAGACGGGUUUGGGAUUGAGUUGGGGGUCAAUCACCUGGGUCACUUCCUCCUGACCUGCCUCCUCCUGGACCGGCUGAAGGAGGGCGGCGGGGGGCGCGUGGUCACUCUGUCCUCCAUGGCCUACCGCUGGGGCAGAAUAGACUUUGACUCCCUCAUUUCUAACAAGGACCUGGGCACUGGGAGGUACAGCUGGCAGUUCUUCCAGGCAUACUGCAACAGCAAACUCUGCAAUGUCCUCUUUACUCACGAGCUGGCCAAGAGGCUAAAGGACACCAAUGUCUCCUGCUACAGUGUUCACCCAGGGGUUGUUAGGACGGAGCUUUCCCGGAAUGUCGGCCUGUGGCAGAAGGUGUUUAUCGAGCCGGUGGCCAGACUGUUGUUCCUGGACCCAGUGGCCGGUGCCCAGACCACCCUCCACUGCGCCCUCCAGGAGGGCAUCGAGCACCUGAGCGGGCGCUAUUUCUCCUGCUGCGCUCCACUGGAGGUUUGCGCCAACGGCAAAGACGACGCGGUGGCCAGGAAGCUGUGGGAAGUGAGCGAGAGACUGAGCGGACUGUCUUAAGGGCGCGUAAGCGCCUGGCUUCCUGCUGCGCUGCAGAGGAUGCUGGGAAGAAAAACAGAAGGCCAUUCGCACACAAGAUGCGGUUGUGUUAACCGCUGUGUGCUUGAAGCAGCAUGAUGUUUUGCCUGGAGUAUUUUGUGCCCUACAUUAUCUUUUUUUUUUUUCUUUUUUUUUCUUGCUGUUGUAUGUAAUUAAAUGUACAUUUUUAAGAGAUGUGAAUAAGUUGAAUUAAAGUGAGCUGAUUAUGGUAUUAAGUGUUGUUGCGUGUUUUGGAUUGUCCAUGGGUAGAAUUAUCCCACAUUUACAAAAUACAAUUGUGCCUUCCUUGGAAUAUGCACUAUUUGGGUGUUUAAACUGAGGAUAUUGUGUGGGGAAAAAUGGUGAGUGGCUUACCUGUGCAUUUAGAAAUGUGAUUGGAGGGACAAAUUCCUUAAAAACACAGCAGUGAUAUGUAAAACAUGCAUUUUUUGUAAGAUUGCAAAUGAUGGCUCUCUUCAGUCUUUUGUUACCCUAAAAAUAAUUGUGAAAAAAUUAUUUUCCUUUUCAGUAAUUGGAAAGCACACCUGUGACUAAGGCAGCAAUCGAAGUGGUCUGAGUGCAGAAAUGUUCCGUGUGUACAGUUUGAGUUACUCAGUUGCAGUUCAGCGAUAAAUGAACCAGCCAUUUUAACUAGAGGUCAGCAAGGUGUCUGUACAAUAUAAAUAUCUGUCUUUAUGUCAUGCCAGGAUGUCUUGAGUGCAACAGUCUCCAGUUGCAUGUGCCACAGGAAAUAGGAUGAAACAAAAGGCACAGUGCUGCUGAACAAGUGGUUUUGGAGUUACUGGCUGUGUAUUUUCUUGCUCUAAGCCGCAACCCCCCCCAAUGCCCAGCCAGCCAAUGUACAGUAAAACCAACAAGUCUAGUUCUAUAAAAUCUAAAUGGCCUACUAUUGUACACAAAAACUGUCUGGGCUAAUCAAAACAUACACUAAAACUGAAAUAAUGUUUUAAGGUGUGAAGUAUCCUGUUUAAACCAUAUCUCUGGGGAAAUAAUGUUUUUAAAAGUGUAGGGCAGUUUACAGAAGUGCGCCCCUUAUCAGACCCCUGAAGGAAAACAGGGACAGGGAUUCAGCAGGGUGUGAUAGAGACAGUGUUCAGUUGCAAAACAUCCUACUGGAUUAGCAUUAUGUAAACUUUAGGUUCUCCAAAAUACAGUGUAAUCAUGUUUGUUAUUGUGGUAAAUUUGAUGUCACAGGGAACAAGUUGGUGUCUUGUCUUCGCUGGUGACUAAAAAUCUUGGUACCUAUGGGUCAGCGCCCAGCCUGAUACAAAGGUUAGCCUGGUGUGGUACGCUCAGCACAAGCAGGAUCUUUGAUUUACUGUUUUGCUAUGAUCGUGUAUUUAUUUGAUGACUUGGGAUUUUUCUUUGAUCUUUGGAUGUAUAAGGGGAGAUGGUUCGAGAAGACUCAUCAACACAGUCUCCGGCGCAUCACACGUGUAUAGCCAUUCAACUCCUAACGCAUUCUUCACCCUUGUAUUUUUCCACUAUUGAACACACUGUACAAUAAACUUCAUUCACUUCAAC